ACGGGUCCACAAGCGGCCAUCUGCUUAGGCCACAGCAACGCUGUUCAGUCAUUAGAUCAGCCACGCAACUUUUCAACUUUUCAACUUCAUCGCUCUCCAAGUUCCUUUGACCCCGUACUCUCUUUCCACCCUAAUAUCCACCCUCCUACACGCCAGCUCCGCAAGUCAGACCGGACAGCUCGCAUGGCCCAGUGUACGCCGACGCCCACUGCUACCCAGUUUACAACUGUUACCACCGACUCCGUCUCGACAUCCUUCUCGAGCAGCCUCACCACUCUUGCCGACUCCGUAUCGACUAUCGUCUCUACGACAUGCCUCGAUGCGAGCCAGGGCGGUAACGGCACUUGCGCAACCGAGAGUACAGUCACGUCGCUCAGCACCAUCGCCGGCGGUGUUAGCACAGUGCAAGUUCCCAUCCCGAUCACAGUACCAGUGACGAACGUACAGCCCACCGCAACCCUAUUUGCCCCCUGUUCCUCCAACGGCGGGAACUCGCAACAGUCCUCGUCAGGCCAAGGACAGGCGUCGCAGCAAUCGCAGCAAAGCUCCCAGUCUGCCGCCCAGUCCAGUCCGAGCCCUGGGCAAAGCUCCGGCAGCUCAGGGUCCACGAGCGGUAGAUCCAGCGCCAGCAUCACAGGACCUAUAACUUCCGCUCUCACUAUUACGAGCACUCCACCGCCAACGACGAUCACUACGAGCUCUUCGUCGACACUUGCAGAUGGAGAGGUGACUGUGGUCGUCAUCACGUUAACCAGCACGACCGGUACUCCGUCGGCAGUCGUGGUUAACACUGUCGUCCCGGAUACCGAUAGCGGAUCUGGCCAUCACGGGAGUAGUAGCACCAAACACGUUGGGACUAUUGUCGGAGCGUCGAUUGGCGGCAUUCUUGGGCUUUGCGCUCUCCUCGGGGCCCUGUUCUUGUGCUGGCGAAUCUACAAGCGUCGACGCCUGGAGUUGGAGAUGGACGCUAUCCUUGGCGAAAAGUCGAGCACUCCUCGGGGCUUCAGUCCUCCGCCCCCUGUGCCGAUCAAGCACGUCAAAGGUCGCAAAUCGAAGCACCGUUUCCUGGAUGAGGAAGUACAGAGCGAUCAGCCGAAGCCUUACCAGUACGGGCUGGUGGGGCAAACGCAUGCACCUACGUUGACCAGCGCAUCUCCGUCCAUGACGACUGGUACUGUUUCGCCGUCCGUGACGGGACAUGAAUCGGUUCAAGCUCACAGUCCCACUCCCUUCCCAACUGGUCCUGGCUCCUCCGCUCAUGGACAUGAACCCUAUUCACCACCCAUGUCCCGUCGCACAUCAUCCAAUGUUGGUCGCACUCUAUCACCCCCUCCUCAGGACGUGGAUCCUGUCACGUCUCGGACGCCGAGACUGUCGCUCCGGCUCGCGAACUGGAUCGAAGAGACCGAUGGCUUGGGUGCCGGGCUUGGUCUAGCUGCCGCGGACUUCCAGCCUCACGCUUUCAAUGCGCAGAGUGGAUCACCGACAUCGUCUGGUAGCCAAGGCCCUCGCCUUUUCGCUGUGAAUGCGGAGAGAGACUCAGAGGAUGUCGCCAGCCCGAUCGCGCCCGCGCAGACGAAGGCAGGUGAAGUUGCCGCUUUCAGGAGCCGAGUCGGCCCAGACGGCGUGAUCGUGCACAAGGAUGGCGGACGGGUUGAGGAGGGUUCAGCUGGGCCGUUGCCGCCUGCGUACAGUCCGCACUAAAAUGUGCCCCAGACCCACAAUUUGAUGAACUCUGGUUCGCUAAUGAUGAUGGCCGAUCGCGGUGAUGUCCUGAUGAAACUCAUGCAUGACCCAAUCUCGCGAAACAAACGGACUCCUUGGAUAACGGACCAUGUUCGCAUGCUUCACCACCACUUCAACCUCCCCCUUUUUUCAAUCUGGUUCUGUGACUUGUGACCUUUUUAAUCUUGUUUUCACCGUGCAUCUUCGUUGUGCCGUCCUCUGUCAUAUAGAUACGCUCUUUCCUCUCUUUGGGUAUACUCUAUAAUUGCUUUACGUUGGUUAGGCGCCAUUCAAUCUCCGGAACAACGAUCAAAGCAUGCAUCUGUACAAUCGCGUAGCAUUCCUGUU
Messenger RNA from Punctularia strigosozonata HHB-11173 SS5, 2073 nucleotides. RefSeq lists its product as uncharacterized. The coding region runs from base 184 to 1704 and encodes 506 amino acids. NCBI's taxonomy places the organism in Eukaryota, Fungi, Basidiomycota, Agaricomycetes, Corticiales, Punctulariaceae. The record is from RefSeq and is a predicted model, not a curated record. The transcript is spliced from 2 exons.